This is a messenger RNA of Leptopilina heterotoma, 399 nucleotides long. RefSeq lists its product as uncharacterized. Bases 56 to 364 code for a protein of 102 amino acids. The record is from RefSeq and is a predicted model, not a curated record. The transcript has 2 exons. NCBI's taxonomy places the organism in Eukaryota, Metazoa, Arthropoda, Insecta, Hymenoptera, Figitidae.
AAUACGCCAAAUUCUGGGGACGAUUUGUUUGUAUUAAAAAUUCGACAAAUACAUAAUGUUUUUUUACGUGCAAUAUUUAAGUGGAAGUAGAAGAGGUACAAAAAGGUUUCUCACAGAUGCUGAUUUUAAAAAGCCUCCAAUGGUAGAAAAUGCUGAUUCAGUAAAUAAAAAGAAGAAAUAUAAAGUUGUUGGUACAGAAAACAUUUUUGAUAAUGUUGCUAUAUUAUUCGCUGCAGACAACCUAGGAGUACUACAAAGAAUUGUAGCAAAUAGUAGACCACGAUUCAAUAAUAAACUUUUGGAUUCAGCAUCCUCAUCGUCGGAAGCACCUUCAACUAGUGGCAAAUUUAAGGUAAUUAAAUAGAAAGAAAGACAUACUUAACAAUGUCUUAUUUUAUA